This is a messenger RNA of Oncorhynchus kisutch (coho salmon), 1944 nucleotides long. Its product is annotated as E3 ubiquitin-protein ligase pellino homolog 2. Gene Ontology annotation, biological process: protein polyubiquitination; regulation of Toll signaling pathway. Gene Ontology annotation, molecular function: protein binding; ubiquitin protein ligase activity. The record is from RefSeq and is a predicted model, not a curated record. The coding region runs from base 280 to 1608 and encodes 442 amino acids. NCBI's taxonomy places the organism in Eukaryota, Metazoa, Chordata, Actinopteri, Salmoniformes, Salmonidae. The transcript is spliced from 7 exons.
GCCCGCGAGCUGUUUUUGUACACUCUGCUAUACAGAACAGUUUUGUGUCGCGCGGGCCUUAAAUUAGUAGCUUUUUCUACAUUCUUUUCAAAAGAUGCUCGCUCACGGAAUCAAAACAAUCAAACGAAGAACAAGAAUUCUCACGAAACUCUUGCCUCUAAUCAAACUCGGAUAGAAUUCAAAUCAAGAAACUUCCACGUAGUUUGAAGGGUGUAUUUGUGAUUUUAUUUCAUUACUAUCGCUCUCGAACGUUUACAAGACCAAGCUCGCGCCAGGCUGAUGAAUUCGCCGAACCAGGACGAAGAUGAUGUGCCGGUUAAAGACCCGGUGAAAUACGGCGAGCUGGUCCUACUGGGGUACAAUGGCUCUCUGCCCAGUGGAGACCGGGGGAGGAGGAAGAGCCGCUUCGCUCUGUACCGGAGGACCAAGGCCAAUGGAGUCAAACCCAGCACUGUUCACAUCCUCAACACACCACAGGACAGCAAGGCAGUCCACAGCAGGGGGCAGCACAGCAUCUCCUUCACUCUGUCCCGCAACCAGACAGUGGUGGUGGAGUACUGCCACGACAACGACACUGACAUGUUUCAGAUUGGGCGCUCCACAGAGUGUCCAAUAGACUUUGUCGUGACGGACACAUCAGGAGAGGGGAAGGAGUGCGAGGACCCCUCAGUGGCCCCCAGCACCAUCUCCCGCUUCGCCUGCAGGGUGGUGUGUGAACGCAACCCCCCCUACACUGCACGCAUCUACGCUGCUGGCUUUGACUCCUCCAAAAACAUCUUUCUAGGGGAGAAAGCCACUAAGUGGAAGAACCCGGACGGCCACAUGGAUGGCUUGACCACCAACGGGGUGCUGGUGAUGCACCCUGAGGGUUUCCCUGAGGACAACAGACAGGGCCUGUGGAGGGAGAUUUCUGUUUGUGGGGACGUCUACGCCCUCCGAGAGACACGCUCUGGACCCAGCCGAGGCAAACUGGCGGAGGGAGAAAGCAGUGCCUUGCGGGAUGGUUCUCUAGUGGACCUGUGUGGAGCCACUCUGCUGUGGCGUACUGGGGAGGGCCUGCUCCACGCUCCCACCCUCCGCCACCUGGAGGCACUGCGACAGGAGCUCAACGCUGCCCGGCCACAGUGUCCUGUAGGCCUCAGUACUCUGGCAUUCCCUAGCCUGCCACGCAGCCACAGUUUUCCUUUUCUCCCCAGUCUGGAGGAGCGCCAGCCCUGGGUUUACCUCACCUGCGGACACGUACACGGCCGCCACGACUGGGGCCAGCGCCCCGAGCGCCGGGAGGCGAGAGGAGGAGGAGGAGGAGGAGAGGGGGAAGGAGGGAUCUCCACAGUCCGCCGGGAGUGCCCUCUAUGCAGGAGCGUGGGGCCCUACGUACCCCUGUGGCUGGGGUGUGAGCCCGCCGUGUACGUGGAUGCUGGAGCACCUACGUACGCGUUUGUACCCUGCGGCCACGUGUGUUCAGAGAGGACAGCCAAGUACUGGGCGGAUACCCCGCUGCCCCAUGGGACCCACGCCUUCCGGCCCACCUGUCCCUUCUGCUCUGCCCCUCUCAGCAGCACCCCACAGGGCUGGACACGCCUCAUCUUCCAGGGCCCCAUCGACUAGCCAGGGCCCCCACGGAUGCGUUCCACAACUACUACGCAACAGUGGAACCAACAAAGUCACGAAACCAAAGGCCCAAUCCUAACUUGAGAUAAUUGUGUAUAACUAAUAUGAAUAUUUCUCCAAUUUACACUACAUCCAUGGUGAUGUUAGACAAGUGUGUGCACCUCAAACAUUUGUGUAAUAAUGUGUUAACGUCAUUUUAGGAUCUGUGCUGUAGUUUGCAUUAGGCACAUUUCUCUCAAGUUAAGAUUUGGCCAUAACAGAAUCUCCCUUCAAAAGCAAUAAGAACACCACUAUAGCAAAGCAUCAUUUUUAGAUAACCUCGUUUUAUGGCUA